CAGGUGUUCCAAUCCCCUCCCAAUCAUGUGAUUCAGGUGUUCCAAUCACCUCCCAAUCAUGUGAUUCAGGUGUUCCAAUCCCCUCCUAGUCAUGUGAUUCAGGUGUUCCAAUCCCCUCCCAAUCAUGUGAUUCAGGUGUUCCAAUCCCCUCCCAAUCAUGUGAUUCAGGUGUUCCAAUCCCCUCCCAAUCAUGUGAUUCAGGUGUUCCAAUCCCGUCCCAAUCAUGUGAUUCAGGUGUUCCAAUCCCCUCCCAAUCAUAGUCAAUAGCUAAAGACCUCCAAACUUGGUGUGGCCUUCAGAUGAGCCCAACAACAGUGCGUAGAGAGCUUCAUGGAAUGGGUUUCCAUGAC
Staurois parvus is the source of this 350-nucleotide messenger RNA. The record is from the annotation of a GenBank genome assembly. Lineage: Eukaryota; Metazoa; Chordata; Amphibia; Anura; Ranidae.